AACACAAGAAAGUCAAGAACUAAUGUAUUGACAAUUAUCCAUCAGAUGCGUCUUCAAACUAAGGAAAAUUCGAACCAGUUUAAACAUCUCCCCUUCUCCAUGAAUCUUUAACACCUCCUGAUUGACUAGCGAGACAAGAUACGACAAUAUCGAUUGAAACCCCCCAACUUUGUAAACUUUGCUAUAAAAUAUCUAAUUGGGUUUUGGAUAGAUGUGAAGGAGGAAAUGAAAAUGGAGAUUAAUUCAUUUGAACUUUAUUUGGGUAAUGAGAAGAUAAGAGAUUAUUGGAGGUUGAAUAUGAAGAACUUAGAGUGAUACCGUAGAAGGAAGCCACGUGGACAAGAUUCAAUUUCGAAUUUGAUGGCAAGAUGAGUAGUAACGAGACUGAAGUAGAAUUCUUGGAAUCUUUCUCUCCUCAAUAAUUAAGGGAGGGUAUAACUGUCAAAUGCAUUAAUUUUUCAGUGGAAAAGUAAGAAGAUGCUGUGGAAAAUUCAGCUCGGAUUGGCUUUUUUCACCCACUCAAUUCCUAUUAUAUAUAUUUAGUAGGUAUGGAAAACAUUUUAUACUAUUAGAGUAUCAUUUUAAGGAUACCAAAACGAGUUGACUUAGUGGUUAUGCUAUAUAUUUUAAAUAUACUCGUAAGUUAUCCAAUUCGCAAUUGCUCAGUUACAUUUUUAUUUGGUGUUUCUUUCGAUCAUCAAAAGGAUGUCCUCCAUUAAAGAGUUUGAUCAUCUCAAAAUUAAGCUCAAAGAUAUUGAAUCUGCAACCAACAAUUUCGGGAUCAGCAACUAUAUUGGUAUAGGAGGAUUCGGGAAAGUUUACAGAGGAGAACUUGUGUUAUCAGAUAAGCUGACCAUGGUUGCUGUAAAGCGCUUAGAUACUGCUUUUGGGCAAGGACCUCCUGAGUUUUGGAAAGAGAUCAUGAUGCUUUCUAGAUAUAAACAUGAAAAUCUUGUUUCUCUCUUAGGCUUUUGUGAUGAGAAUGGUGAGAAUAUCCUUGUGUAUGAGUAUCUAUCCAACAAAAGUCUCGACUUGUAUUUAAAAAGCAACGAUCUUUCAUGGAUUCAACGCCUUCAUAUAUGCAUAGGGGCAGCUCGUGGACUACAAUACCUUCAUGAUCCUUUAGACACCCAACAAAGAGUCUUACAUCGUGAUAUCAAGAGCUCCAACAUCCUAAUUGAUGAAAACUGGAAAGCCAAGGUUUCGGAUUUUGGCCUUUCCAAAUUCGGCCCAGCUAACCAACAAUUUACAUUUUUGGUCUCUAAUACAGUUGGGACGUUUGGGUAUUGUGAUCCACUCUACAUGGAGACAGGGUACUUGACAAAAGAAUCAGAUGUUUACUCCUUCGGUGUGGUUUUAUUUGAAGUUUUAUGUGGAAGGUUUUGUGUGGAAAAUUACGAGGAUUUUCGUCGCUUUUUGCCAACAUUGGCACAAAAGUGCUACAAAGAAAUGAAAUUGGAUACAAUUAUAUUUCAUAGGGGACAAAUUUCACCAAAUUGUUUGUACACGUUUUCUACGGUUGCAUAUAGAUGUUUGCAGAGAGACACAAAAGAACGACCAUUGAUGGAUGAUAUAGUAAAAGAACUCGAAGCUGCACUUGAAUAUCAAGUGGAAUAUGAAUUUGAGAAGGAAGAGAAGUUGAAAAAUGCCAUGGCACAAGAAUUUGAUACUGAGGAAUUUUGGAAGAUGAAAUUACCACAGGAUAGUGAAGACAUAAUAAAGAGAUUAAACCCUCUUGCUGUUUAUAAUACCAAAAAGGAACUAUUCUCACUUCUUCACAAGGGAAUUCUCUUCGAUGAUCGCGAACGGGUCUUUUCAGUUAACGAAGAUGGAAUAAAAUGUGAACUGAUAUCAACAAAAAGAUUUUUAAACAUGAAUAAAAGAUCCUAUAAAUGGCAAUCCGGAAGAAAAUUCAGAUUUUCAAAGGCGGCAAUAUUUCCUUAUAGUGAACAACUUAAUAUUCGUUGCCGAAUAAGUACAAGUAUGUUAUCACCUGGUGUCAUGUAUGCAGCUAGCUUAGUUUUUUCUUUUCAAAGAGGGCGUGAAAAUGUCUAUGGAGAAUCAUCAAAGUUAGCAAGGAUAAACUGGAAAUAUCAAGAGUUGAGUGUAUCCUCUACGCAUAUUGCAGAAAGAGAAAAGGAUGGAUGGUUGAAGAUUCGAUUGUGGCAUUUUCUCAAUGGUGACAAAAAUGCUGAAUUUUACUUUGUGUUAGACAAGAUCUCGUAUUUCAAAGAAGAGCAAGACAUUUCCAACAUCUUGAUUCACCAAAUUGAAUUUGAACCCGUACCUAUGAUGAAAAGACAUAUUGGGAUUCGAGGACUAGAAAGUGUAUCGAUAUCAGAUGAAGAUACAGAUUGGGAGAAGAAGGUCCCAAGUGAUUACCAAGGUAUAAUUCAGAGAUCAGACAUGUAUUUGAAGAAGAACAACAACAAGGAGCUCUACUUCCUUCUAUGUGAUGGGAUACUUAUUGAUAAUGGUAGAAAGUGGUUCUCCCUAUGCAAAUCUACGGGUGGGAAAUGUCAUAUGUUGCCAGCUAUAGAGAUUUUACGCUCUGAUGAUCGUUCGAAUAGGUUGUCAGUAUCUGAUUCCAGAUUCAAAGAGGCGAUACAACUUCAAUAUGGAACGUAUGCAUUUGUAUGUAAACUUGAGUCAGACAUGUUUUCAUCUGGAAAUUCGUAUGCUUGUUAUCUUGUCUUCAAAUUUGCAGAAACCCACAAGCGGCUUGAUGAUAAGGGUUUCUUUAGAGUAUCUUACAACUUGGAUAUGGAACCCGGAAGUUACAAAAUUGCACAUUUGAAUCAACAUGAACCUAUUAAUAUACCAAUAAUCAAGCCGAAGAACUAUGAUACAUCCCAUGAUUCAUCGUACAUAUCAAGAACCAAAUUUCCUAGAAUGCCAAAAAACUGCACGGAUGAUAGCAUGCACCACUGGAUGGAUCACAGAAAUGAUGGUUGGAUGGAGGUUAUACUGUGUAAACCAUUACGUAAGUUAGAAGAUCAUAGAUUGCUCUAUGUGUUCUUAACAUCUAUGGGAAGUGCUUUAGAUGGUGUUAUUGUCCAAGGGAUUCAGUUUAGGCCAAUGCAAAGAGAUGUUUAGUAUUUGUAAGAGCUACUUCUUGACCUCUAUGGGAAGUGCUUUAGAUGGUGUUAUAUGUUGAUCAUAUUAUGUUCUAUUAUUUGGAUCCGGCUUUCGGGGAUUUUAAAAUUUUAAUAUAGAAAGAAUUUUGUA
Lactuca sativa (garden lettuce) is the source of this 3228-nucleotide messenger RNA. RefSeq lists its product as uncharacterized. The record is from RefSeq and is a predicted model, not a curated record. Lineage: Eukaryota; Viridiplantae; Streptophyta; Magnoliopsida; Asterales; Asteraceae. Gene Ontology annotation, molecular function: transmembrane receptor protein tyrosine kinase activity; ATP binding. Gene Ontology annotation, biological process: protein autophosphorylation. Gene Ontology annotation, cellular component: plasma membrane; plasmodesma.